This is a messenger RNA of Poecilia latipinna (sailfin molly), 3057 nucleotides long. Its product is annotated as rho GTPase-activating protein 39-like. The record is from RefSeq and is a predicted model, not a curated record. Gene Ontology annotation, molecular function: GTPase activator activity. Gene Ontology annotation, cellular component: cytoskeleton; cytoplasm. The transcript is spliced from 3 exons. Bases 1333 to 3042 code for a protein of 569 amino acids. NCBI's taxonomy places the organism in Eukaryota, Metazoa, Chordata, Actinopteri, Cyprinodontiformes, Poeciliidae.
AAACACAGAAACACGGAUCAUGACAAAUUGUGAAUAUAGAUGUUUUAGGAACCUUAAGAUUCACUUAAGAACAACUUGAAUGUGUUCAGACAACCUGAUCACAAAAUAGAAGGGGAAAUGAAACAAUAUAUUGGCUGAAUUAUAAUUCAAAAACCUUUUGGACAAUUGAUUCUUCAUGUUUAGUUAACCAGCCAUUACAGUGACAUUACAAUGUUUGGAGUGAUGACUACCAAGAUGGCAGGGAUUCUCUGUUUGUAGGUCAGCCCACUUUGUUCUUCUCAUGGCUGGACCUUAAACUCUCUACAGUGGCCAAGAUAACAUUUCAAAGAAGCUUUAGCACAUCUCUAAGUAUGUAUCAAGUGACAGGUUUGUUGUGUCACUGCUGCAGAAAAGGGGGCUUUACUGACCUUUUAAUGUCACAGUGUCAGUUGGAGCACCGGCACAGCCAGCUUCCAUCCUAUUGCAACCAGCAAGACAACUCCCUGGUGUGCUUUGUAUCAUUGUUCUGUUGUGUAACCCAAAUUAACUUAACCUUAAGGUCAGAAAUUGAUGUCCCAGACCAUAAUUCAUAAUUCUAUCAAGUUGUCCAAUUCCUGAAGCAGUGAAUAGACUCCAAACAUUCCUUAGCAAUAUGAAUAUUGCAAGUAUUUUGCAGCCUUACAAAAAUAGCAAGAGGAUCUUGGGUCCCCACCACUCUGGUUAAUUUUGGCCCAGUUUCCACAUGCCUGUUGUCAGGUGUCACAUUCAUCCACACUUUUGUAUCCAGAGCCCUUGGGACUCCAGAGGACAGGGUGGGACCAGGUUCAAAGCGCUAAUGCAGAAAAUCCUGCCCCGGCCUUGCAGUGCAAAUGGGCUGAUAAAGAAUGGACUUAACUUGGACUUAACUUUUUAACCAGUUUUCCUCAAGGAUUUAGAAGAGGCAGAAUUGUUGGCAAGUCUACUUAGAAGCUACAUUGAAGGUCUACACUGUAGAAAUUGAGAACACAUUAGAACUCCUUUCCUUUUAAGAGGGGAGGACAUUUUUUGAAAAGGAUCUUGGUAAAUCACACUGGAAACACAGUCACAUUAUCUGCUGCUAUAAAUUUAUGCAGCGCUUACAAUUUUGAUUCUAACUUCUGUGUUCUUGCAGUUUUACAGAAUAUGUUUUUGCCCUUGGUUUGCUUACCCCUUGUAUUUGCAAAUGGGGUCCAACUGACACACCCAUAUCACUUGUAUCAUUUGCCUCAGUCCUCGCACGCACAAGGGUUAAUAUUACUCAUCCUUUUACUUAGACUGAUUAUUGUAAAAGGCUUUAUAAGUACUGACAUUAGGACUUUCUUGAACUGAAUUGUAAUGUAUAACUGCUUUUUUCCAUAUCUAUUCAGGACUUCUUCUUUCCGCUGGAAUACUGGUACAAAGGAGCGGAUGCUCAUCAAGGUGACAGACAGGGAGCCCAGCUUUUUGACUCAUCAAGGAAAUGGCUACUCACUCUGUGAAUCCCCAACCCCUGGAGGAGGCAACACCUUGCGAAAUCGCCAUUCAUCUGGAGGAAACCCCCCCGCAGAACCAAAUGGCUCACCUGUUCUCUACUCUGACCGUCGUCAGUCUCCAUAUCUGAAGCGGGCCGAGCUAGGCAGCAGUGGAACCCACCGCCGCCCCUCCACUGAGUCCCAGCCUCCAUCACCCCGCUAUGCCUUUGAGCCCCCCCUGUAUGAGGAACCUCCAUCUGAUUUUAAGCCACCACCCAUCUAUGAAGAGCCACCUAUUGACAUGAACCUCUCAGACUCAUCUUCCCGUUAUGGUACAAACAAAUCACCAUCCCGGAAGUCUCCAGCUCCCUUCUACCACUCCCCCAAGCAGAGUCAGUCGUCCUAUGGUCAACUGGUUCUGACGAGGCAAAAAUGUCCAGAAAAAGCUCAGAGCCUGGAGUACAGUCCUGUAGGAAAGGAAUAUGUCAAGCAGCUGGUGUACGUGGAACAGUCAUCUUCCAGUCCACGCUUCAAGACUGCUGACCGUCUACAGCGUUACGGUACUAAUGGAGGCUUUGGUGGAUCAUUUGGAGGGUCCUAUACUCUGCAGCAUAGCCAGUCUCUGAUUAGAGAUCCCCGCCAACUUUUGGACUAUCGUGGAGAGGGAGGAGAAGGAUCUCAAAGGUUUAUCUUUGAAGACUCCAUUUCCUGGACAUCUAGUCAGACUCACUCACUGUCCUCCUCCUCCUCUACAGCUGGGCCUGGUGGUUUCUCCCCAAGUGCCAAUCGUAAACGCAAGAGCCGCAAGCCAUCCCUCCCCCAGGAGCUGGGACGCUGUGGGAAAGAGGAGCUUCCAGGCACAGGAUCAGAGGUCAUGCUGGCCCAGGCCAGGCUGGCAUGGGAAGCCCAGCAGGUCAUGAAACAGAGGAGCAGUUGGGACUCUGGUCAGGGAGGAGGAGUAACCCAUUGCAGUGGCUCCAAAGACGGAUAUGAAAGUGAUGGAGCAGUACCUCUGCCACUACCAGGGCCUGUGGUAAGGGCAUUCAGUGAGGAUGAGGCACUAGCCCAGGGCGAUGGCCACCACUGGAAACGCACUACCUUUGACCGUUUGGGGUUCUCUCAGGCACUACUGGAGAAAAGCCUCUCUGUCCAGACCAACCUGGCUUCCCCUGAGCCAUACCUCCACCCUUCCCAGUCGGAGGAUCUUGGAGCCUGUGCCCAGUUUGAAGCCUGUCGAAAUGCCAGGAAUAUGAUGCCAAGUGCAAGCUGUGGCAUAUUCACAGAAUUUAGCUUGAGAAAGCCCUCCUCUGAGACUGACAUUGAAAACUGGGCAUCCAAGCAUUUCAACAAACAUACACAGGGUUUAUUUCGGAGAAAAGUUUCCAUUGCCAACAUGCUAGCUUGGAGCAGUGAGCCCAUAAAGAAGCCAAUGAUUGUGACUACAGACCGAGGCGUAAAGAAGGAGGCUGUGGACAUCUUUAAGCUCAUACAGACUUUUAUGGGAGACCGUCGCUCCAAAGCGGACCCUCUUUCACUGGCUCUGGAGGUCUGUAUACAGUUUGCAUCUCUGCUCUGUCCUAUCUCAGGAGUUUAGAGAGCUGAGACAUGA